Messenger RNA from Tinamus guttatus (white-throated tinamou), 2720 nucleotides. The record is from RefSeq and is a predicted model, not a curated record. NCBI's taxonomy places the organism in Eukaryota, Metazoa, Chordata, Aves, Tinamiformes, Tinamidae.
AUGCAAGCUUUCAAGAAUACAAGUGCAGAAAAGCCAGAACCAUUCUAUAGGCUUUCUAUGCCAAAGCAGAAGACCAGUUCUGAGAUUAUAAACGAAGCAAGAAAUGUCUUACGAACACUAAGAACUCAGAGACCGUUUACACCUACAGAGGAUCAAAGGAAACUUUUUGGAUCUGGAUCCUCACGAACUCCUGAAAAUAGACCCCCUUCAGUUUUCAGUCUUCAUGCUUCCAGUUUUGAUUUGGCUGAAUCAAGACCAGUUUCUGGCAUUCGUCUUAGCCCACUGGAUCAUAAGCCAAAACUAAUCACUUCUGCAAAAGAUGAAGAUUCUUCCAUUUCCCUUCCAAAACCUCCUGUGGAUCCAGAGGAGGUUAGAAGAGUCAGCAAUGCUCGAGCAGACUUAUUUCGAAGAACUUCUCAGGAAAAUUCCCUUCUUGGUAAAAUAUUUCCCUCUGAUCAGAAUGAGGAAAAGAUGAAUUCUGAAGAGCCAGUUAUGGUGAAUAAUCUUUGCAGAAGUAAUGAAAACCCCUUAGCAGAACAAAGGGUGCACAAACCAUUUAACAGUGGAAAGAGUCAAUUAAUUUAUAAUGAGCACAUCAGCAAAUCAAAGAGGGAAGACAUCCUGAAAGGGACAGCAGGAAAUUUUUUAUUUCAACUGAGAGGCGAAAGAAAUGUCAGCAGUGAUGGCAGAUUUGCUGAUAAAGAGCAACACUUUCCCUGUGACCAAAUGAAAAAGCUGGACAUGAGUUCAUCACAUACAAGGAAUAUGAGUGGGAAAAGAAGACUAACAGGCUUAGAAGAGGAAACAAGAGUAAAUGAAUCAGAAGAGGAGGAAAACUUUUGGCAGAUAAAGAUCCUACCAAUUCUGCGUGAAAUGGAGAAUGAAGAGAAUAUAGAAAAUCUUUGUCUGGCUUGCACCAAACUCCAUCAAGCCUUGCAUGAAGGAAAUAUGUUUGGGAAGAGAUUUAAAAGAAAAAGUGUGCUCCUGAAGACAUUAUAUAAACUUGUAGACAUUGAUUCAGACCCACUUUGUCUAAAGCUGGCAAAGAUUAUUCUGUCUAUGAAAGUGAAUGGAAAAAACCUUCUCAGCGUCUGCAAGCUUGCAUUUAAAAUUUGUAGAAAUGAAAAAAAUGAUUACAUUAUCCAAAAUGAUAGAUUACUGGAUUGUUUAUUGGAGGUCCUGAGAACUGAAGAUCUCCAAAAAAACAACGAAGCUCUCCUGUAUUGCAUGGGAGCUGUAAAAUUCAUGUCUGGAAAUGCAGUACUCCUUAAUGAAAUGGUCAACAAACAAGCUGUUGAAACAUUGCUGCAAUUAAUGAAGCAGAUUAAUAAUAUAAAAGAAAAUGACACAUAUUUCUCCAACCUGGGCCACCUUUUGGUCCAGAUGACAGCGACUUUGCGAAAUUUGGCUGAUUUACCCGAGGCGAGAUGCCAGCUCGUCAGCAACGGUGCCAUCCCUGAGCUCUGUGUGGCGCUACAGCAGCGCGUGAACGAUGCAGAUGUGUGCACCUAUAUUGCCCGGAUACUCAGCAAACUUUCUUCCUACGAUGACUUCUGUGCAGCUUUGGCAGACUGCUCCAGAUGUUACGUCUUAUUUUUAGCCCUACUAAACAAGCACCAUAAGAAGCAGGAUUUGGUUGUCCGCAUUGUCUUCAUUCUUGGGAAUUUAACAGCAAAUAAUAACCAGGCCCGCGAGCAAUUUUUUAAAGAAAAAGGAAGUGUUAACACACUGAUAUCAUUAUUCCAAACCUACCAUCAAAUUGAUCUGAAUGCAGAAAAAAGGAACUGUGAAAAAGGAGAAGAAAAGAAAAACCCAAAGUAUCCUUCAGAAGCUGAAGAUGUUCUUAUGAAGCUGAUCAGAGUGUUGGCCAACCUCUCCAAUCAUCCCAGUGUAGGAGCAGCCUUGGCAGCUGCUCAUCCUGUUGCAGAAUUACUUAUCACGGUACUAGAGUACAAGUCAAUUGAUGACUGUGAGGAGCUGGUUAUCAAUGCUGCAGCAGCGAUCAACAAUUUAUCCUACUACAAAGUGAGGAGUUCUGCAAUUGAAGACAAGAAGCUACAUAUUGCAGAGAUGCUUUUAAAGCUGUUAAUGAGCAACAGUAUGGAUGGAGUUGUGGAGGCUGUAAGAGUCUUUGGCAAUCUUUCCCAGUAUCAUGAGAUAUGUGACUUCAUCAUACAGAAAAAGAUUUACAAGUUCAUGAUUGCUUUACUUGAUGCCAAGAAUCAAGAUGUCUGCUAUUCUGCUUGUGGAGUUCUGCUCAAUCUCACUGUAGAUAAAAACAGAAGAGCUCUGCUGAAGGAAGAAGGAGGAAUUGGGAAGUUAAUUGAUUGUUUACAAGAUUUUGGGCCAGCAGACUGGCAGCUGGCAUGUCUGAUAUGUAAAACCCUGUGGAACUACAGUGAGAACAUCACAAGUACUGCCUCGUGCUUUGGAGAAGAUGCUGACACACUUCUAGUGCUGCUCACAUCACUCUUAGAUGAGGAGCUAUCAGUGGAUUACAGCCUCGACAGAGACAUAAGAGACUACCACAAAAUAUAUUGGGAAACAGAAUUCAAACCUGUGGCCGAAAAGCUUCUUGAUAGAAUUCAAAGCCAUUGCUCCUCCCAGCUAUGACUAUUACUCCAUUUUAAUUAGAGGUUGGCUAAGGAGUAUUUAAAAUAGCUGAAGUAUUUGUAGGCAAUGACCUAGUAAUAGACACAAAUAAUAUAUAAUAACAUAUU